AGCAUCUCAAUGGCUUGUUUCUUCUCAUGAAGUCGUUAGUGAGGAGCCUGCCGCCUUAUAGUAAAACAUUGUGCCGCAUUACGCAACUGCGAUAACGAAAACAAGAGUCAACGCUUUAUCAUCCCACCCCUUACUUUGCUCGUGGGGGUUACCAACCGUUUUUCCAACACCGGACCGCGCGCAACACCCCAACUCUCGCCAAACGCCCGACGAACUCGAUCGAUUCCCGAGCGACCAAGAGUUGGUUUUCUGGAUAUUUGAACUCUGAAAUAAUGGUUCAAUUACUUGCGGCCCCAGCUCUGUCUCCGAGCGGCAAUGCCGUACUCGAGACGAGCAAUGACAGAUCUGAAAAUAUGGUCACGUCGAGGGAGGAGCACGCCCAGAGGGCACGAGAGCUGAUGGUCAAGAGGGGCAUGAUGAGGAUGCCCAGGCGGGGAUUUUCCUUGACCGAUUACCAAGGCCAGCAGAACGAUGGGCCGCAUCACUUCCAUGCUGCGGUGCCUGCGACCGUUGAUCGCAUCCCGGAGCACGCGGCCGUGCCGUCGAUGCCCAUCUCCAAGCACAUGCCACUCCCGCAGCGGCCCAAGCUGCCUCCUCCCCGUCGCUCGUACUCUGUUACCGACAAGGAGCCCGAGCCGGCCAACCAGCCACGACCAUCUUCGCGCCUCACCCUGCUCGAUCUCCCUUCGGAGUUACAUUAUGCCAUCUUUGACUUCCUCGACCCCAUCGACGGCGCGUGCUUUGGCCUGGCGCACUCCAAGCUCUACGACAUCCACCGGCGCAAGAACGGGAUUGUCCCGCUGUCCAGCCGAUAUUCCGGCCCCAACGACAUCGAAUGGGCAUGGCGCGGCGCCGGACCCCUUGUGCACCCUCACUCGAAGCCCGCGGCCAGCGAGAACGAGCUGGAGCGCCUGCGAGUCAAGGGCCAGGUGUACUGUCGCAAGUGCGGCAUCUCCCGUUGCGAACUUCACAGGCACCUCAAGGACUGGUUCGGCAAGGGUUACGAGUACUGCGAGAUCAAGGAGAUGUACGGCCCGCCUGCUGGGCCAAACGCGAGGGGAUACUGCUUCAUGCGGUCCCCUAAGAAGCCUCAUGUGUGCGGGCGUCAUGGGGCGAAGAAGGUAGCGGCAACUUCCCAGUAAAUAAGCAAAGGAUGCUAUUGCUGGAUAUAUUUUUCGAAUUUUACAAAGGCGCUUUUGGACGGAGGCAGGAUGGGGGGUGUAAUUGAUGAUGGCGAUGAAUUUUGAUCUUUUUACUUUUUCUUGCGCAUCAUAUGAGGGAAAUACGGCACGCGAAUACGCUCUAGGGAGGGGAUUUUUUACGGACUUGGUGUUGGGCAUUAAUGAAGGGCAUCGAGACUGAUACACCAGCGAAUUUGACUCGUUUUUUUACGAAACUACAACUAGAAGAGAAGAAGAAGAUGUAACAGCAAUACUCAUCUAAAUAAUAGAGAAUGAAGAAAUCACUUGAUCAU
Trichoderma virens Gv29-8 is the source of this 1474-nucleotide messenger RNA. RefSeq lists its product as uncharacterized. The transcript has a single exon. Lineage: Eukaryota; Fungi; Ascomycota; Sordariomycetes; Hypocreales; Hypocreaceae. The record is from RefSeq and is a predicted model, not a curated record. Bases 273 to 1142 code for a protein of 289 amino acids.